UCUGAGCCGUUGUUCGCGCUGUUGGCCGCUGGGUGGCAGCAGCAGCAGCAGCAGCAGACCAUGUUCGCCUAAACGCAUCAGAAGACGAAGAAGACGGUGUUUACGUCUGUUUUAUUUUAUCCUUUGCGUCGUUUUUCUGGAUCCACUUUCGCAGUCUCGUGGCCAUCUCUUCUUGGCCUCUCUCUUCUUUAGCAGAGAUUGAGUUAAAGAUGAACAACCCAGUCUACUUUACCAGAGCCAAAGAAGAGGAGAAGCGCUGGAUAGAGAGAAAGAGAGAAGACAGACGGACAAUUAAUGGAGAGGAGGCCAGAGACUUUUACCAAAGCCUGCUGCAAGAGACCGAUGGAGAAAAGCCAAAAGAAGCAGCAGCAGCCGCGAGGAGAGCGAGACGAGGAGCAGGACCCAAACGAAGAAGAAGAGAAGCUGCUCGUGCCGAAGCGGUCAGCAGCUCCGAGCGAGACGGACACAGACUCCUCCGAUGCGCUCAGGAGGGAGACAUUCAGGCCCUGAAGGAGCUCCUGCGGCGAGGCUGUGACGUCAACUUCCGUGAUGAUUUCUACUGGACGGGUGUGAUGUGUGCGAGUAAAGCAGGACAGACGGAGGCUGUUCGGUUGCUCCUGCGUCACGGAGCUGCUUGGGUGGGAGUGGUGGACAAACAGGGCAGAGAUGCCCGGGAUCUGGCCCUGCAGGCUGGUCACCAGGAUGUAGUGAGAGAACUGGAGCAGUUUGUGAUCUCUGACACGCCAAACAUACCUACUACAAACCAUGCACAGAGUGCUGGUUCUCAGUGGUGUGAUGUGUGUGCCGUGCAUUACACAGACAGCACUGAAACACACUCCAGAUCCACGCUGCAUCAGUUCAGUAAGCUCCGCCCCCCGGCCACGCCUCAAUACUGCCUGCCCUCCUCCAGCACCAGCUAUAAAAUGAUGCUCCGCUUGGGCUGGAACCCCUCCUCUGGUCUGGGCCCCGCCCACUCGGGCCGCAAAAACCCAGUCAGCACGAUACUAAAGAGAGAUCAGGCGGGCCUGGGAUACGGAGAGCCCCCGCAGCCCAAAGUCACACACUUCCAGGCCAGAGAUCCUCAGGCAGUGCAACACAUGCAUAAAGAGAAAAGACUGAGACAGGAGAAAGGAACGACGCUCAGCGCUAAAGAACUUAAGAGGAAAGAAGAGCGAGACCAGAAAUGGGAAAGAGACUACCGUGCUUCAUUUAACUUUGACUUCUGAUCUGAUGUGCUUUAGUGCAGAGACUUUUCAUUUUUCAGUACAAUUCAUUUGAAAUGCGUUGCUUUGACAGUAACACAUUUUAUCAUCAAGUCAUUAAAGACUGCUGGAACAGUAUGAAAGUAGACAUUUUAUAUGGAAGACAAAACAACUGUAAACAGGGACUGGAUGAAACAUUAUUUAAAAAAAAAAAAAAAAAAAGCUGUCAGUGGGUUGUGAUUAUAUAAUUAGAUUAGAAAACAUGAUUAAAUUCUGUUUUUUGUUUUUUUUGUGUCAUUUAAUGUCAUCAGUCUCAAUUUUUCAU
Sinocyclocheilus rhinocerous is the source of this 1527-nucleotide messenger RNA. RefSeq names its product G patch domain and ankyrin repeats 1 (gene gpank1). Lineage: Eukaryota; Metazoa; Chordata; Actinopteri; Cypriniformes; Cyprinidae. Bases 210 to 1226 code for a protein of 338 amino acids. Gene Ontology annotation, molecular function: protein binding; nucleic acid binding. The transcript is spliced from 5 exons. The record is from RefSeq and is a predicted model, not a curated record.